Melampsora larici-populina 98AG31 is the source of this 1107-nucleotide messenger RNA. RefSeq lists its product as uncharacterized. The transcript has 7 exons. Bases 1 to 1107 code for a protein of 368 amino acids. The record is from RefSeq and is a predicted model, not a curated record. NCBI's taxonomy places the organism in Eukaryota, Fungi, Basidiomycota, Pucciniomycetes, Pucciniales, Melampsoraceae.
AUGAGGGGGACUUUGAGUACUAGCAAGAGAUUGGAAGAUGUUGAACAUGUUGGAACAUUGAAUCGACUGGUUACUUGUUGUUUUGCUUCUUUAUCUAAUACUGAUGUUGACCAACGUUUGUCGGCUACACAAGCUGCAGUUCAGACAAUGAAGGUUUUAACAGCUGUUCCUAAGUUAAUGAAACGACAAGAAAGCUUCAGAAAUACGAUUGUAAGCUUAGGUUGGAAUAAAGCAGCUGGUGGUCGUGAUAUCGAAGCUUCAAGUCGAACGAAUUUCUCAGGUUUGGCUAUCAAUCGGGCUUGCUCAAGAUAUCAAGCGUUUGUAGAACUUUUAAAGGUUAGAGAUAAUACUUCAAUCGAUACUUGUAUACCUACAUGGGAUAUAAAUUUGGCUUGGAGGACUCAUCAAUUGAAGGGUCUUAAUUAUAGUGAUGCAAUUUUUGAACAUCUUGGAAAGGAUUUAUACUUACCCUGGAUCAUUGGCAAAACGUAUAGUUUUACUGAGCAAGUUUUCGAUCAGCAUACACUUACGGCUUUAUUCGAAUCCACCUCUAAAGCUUGGGAGAAACUUUACGGUGUCAGUUAUUCGCAAUACCCAGCCCCCGAAAUCGUCUUUGUUAAACCUGAACUGUUACGCCAAUCAAGACUUCAGCUUUUGGCUCGUGCACCUUCUCCACCACCCGUCUAUGUACCAGAUAGCAACAGGGAGGAUGGAUCGGUGGUCGCCCCUCCACAAGCGGUUUGCUUUGUGAUCGAUGAAUCUCGACCUUCGAUGACCGGCAGUCAAAGAUCGAGACCAUCCUAUGAGCAUGACCAACAAUCAACUAUAGGAUCUGAUGGUUCAAACUAUUCUGAUGAUAUAAGACCUUAUCAUCCAGAUACAAAGACUCAAGGAGCGCAAGAGAUAAUUGCUAAAUCGAUCUCUGCAACACAGAAUAUAAAAUCAUCUAUGCCAGAAUGUGCGGUCAAGAAUGUCACCGAUUUAUCAAUUGUCUCGGAAUUACCCACAAGUAAAACUUCUAAUCAAACAACGGUUUCAAAACCUGAAAGUGCAAGAAAGAUUAGAUUUGAGGAUGAACAGUCAUCAUUAAGACCGUCACCUAAAUGA